CUCCGAAUCCUCCAAGUGGCGAAUACAUGUUUACCGAUAAGAAUAACUGCCACUUGGAUCGCCGCUCUCACCCUGGCGUCGAAUGUGAAGAACGAACUGCGGAUGAACCAUCUUUCAAUAACAUCCGCCCUCGGCCAGAUCUUUACCCUCCAACGUUGUCUAAAAGGUUGUCAGCGUAUCCUCCGGCUGAUGGCGAGGGAUGAUGGGCUCCCCAAAUUGACAGCACUGCGCAGCGUGUGAAAGACCAGUCCCAACCUCUCCCAACCUUACAUCCUUCUCGAACAUGCCCACUCUUCCUCAUCAGCUUCCCGUUUUUCGUUCAAGCAAGCCGCCCUUCACAAGCUACCCUCCCUUUCGCUACAUGCACCACACUUCCUUCACCGCUCGCCGGACAACCCUCCGACGGCACUCCUACAAGCACUGCGAAAACUCCGCUCAUUCUCCAAGCCUUGCAGCCGUCGCGUCCUUUUCCUCUACUGCAUGGUUACAGCGGAAUGCCAACUCCGCACAUAGUCACAGCUUGCCUCCGGUCGCCAAGCACUCUCAACCCACCAAGACGGGUAUAGACGUGCGGGAAUGGUUCUAUCAUAUCGAUGUGCACGGCCAGCUAUUCCUACACGGGACCCGAACCAGGAACUUUACCACAUGCUUCAAAGAUCCCAAAUUCCUCGACUUUUUCUUCUCCCGACUCCAGCUCUGGCCCCCGUCCGCAAACCACGGUCAUGCCAAACCACGUUCUCCACCGCCAGACGUGUGUGCCGAUGAAUACCUUUUCGCCAGUCCGUGCGGCCGCGAGAUGAAUUGGGUUGCAGUUGAAGACUCCCCCAUAGUGUUUCACAGCAUUGUCAGAGACGGAGGCUCGCCCAAGACGCAGUAUGAGCCGCAGGUGUAUUUGCAGUAUGCAGGAAAUCUUCGGCUACCAUUCGACCCGGAUGCACUCUACAUGUCUGAACGGACCGGCCGACUCUAUCACUCCUUGCUGCCGAGGGGCAUACAUGACAUUGCCGGUCUGACGACACUACCUCCACCGAAAUGGAUGCUUCCGCCUCGGCCCGCCACUAAAUUUGUACAAUUACCACGGGCCCAUCUGGCGGGGUUACCGCCCUUGGGACUGAUACGUUCCUCGUUAGUGCUUUCCCAUUUUGCGCCCUGUAUAGAUUUCAGCACGCUGUGCCUUCGGAGCUUUCCGCCUGUUGGUCCUGGCGAUGCGGUGGGGAAUUCAGGCAUUUUGCCAGGGAAGGAGAAGGCGACGCAUCAGAUCACAACCAUCGCGGACGAAAUCAUGGAUGCGGACUAGCUGCUCCUGGCCGUCUUGAGGAGAUUUAGUAGCAAACGGGUCGCUUCGCCAGUUUUAAUGGGACAGACUCUUCACCCGUUGGACGGCAUCGGCGUUCCGAUGGAGGUUGCGCUGGCACGCGUCCAGCGACGGAGGGGAAGGAAGCGCUUACCCGCGCAACAUCAGAAAACUAUCUCAACAACCAAGAC
Molecule: messenger RNA, 1485 nt
Organism: Fimicolochytrium jonesii
Lineage: Eukaryota; Fungi; Chytridiomycota; Chytridiomycetes; Spizellomycetales; Powellomycetaceae
Exons: 3
Coding region: 284-1297 (337 amino acids)
Source: RefSeq, a predicted model, not a curated record